AUGGCACAACAGCAGCCGUCGCUCGAAGCGAAACGGGCAUUUUUUACGCAUUUCAAAACGCUUCCUCACAGCGAUGACGAAGAUGACGUCGGUUCUGGCAGCGCAGAAGGCCAGUCGGAUGAGGACGUGCUGGAUCCAAGGGAGCAGCGCAUGCGACAGCGCCACAGGCGGUUCUUUCGCAAAACCUCGCCGCGCCCGAUGCCCGACGACGUGCCACCUCUUGAAAAGGCUGACAAUAAAAGCAACGGACCGCCGGACACUGUGCAAGCAACGCCUGAAGAUGACGCGGUUGUGGUGACGAGUUCGGCGCGGGCGACGCCUGUCUCCAAGAAACCUACCAAGGCCAGCAGCAAGAGACACAGAAACGUCGUCGAUGAUCUUUUGGAAGCUGAUGGAGACGAUGAAGUGGAAAUUAUUGGCGAGACGCCGAUUGACACUACGAAAAGACAGCGCUCGUCUGCUAAAAUUACAACGUCCAUUCCAAUGACGAAGCGCAUCCCACCAAAGCUGGCAUCGUCGUCGUCCUUACUGCGUGUUGGCGCUACGUUGGCCAGCGCAGCAAGUACGACAAAGAAGCGGAAGAAGGAUGAACAAGUGACGCUGCGCCCUGAAGGUGAACAAAUUUUCAAAGGGCUAAUUUUUUAUUACAUCCCGGACAAUGAGAUUGCGCCGGCGCGAAGACUGCGGAUCCAAAAGGCGCGCGAAUACGGCGCCGUGCGGACGAGCGACGCAGCCGAGGCGACGCAUGUCAUUGUGGACCGGGAUAUCGUUUACAAAGACGCAAAGAAGGUGGUGGCAACGAUGAGGGGAGAAAGACGGGUGAACGGCGUUGUAGUCGUGAGCGAGGACUAUCCGAUCGAGUGCGUGCAGUUCAAGGCGCUGCUGGACUGGAAACAGAAGCGGUACAGGCUUGCCGAGCAACCGGAAGAUGAUGUCACACAUAGCGAGACGAUCCAGAUGGAAAAGAAAGACAAAGAAGUCAAGUCGAAUGUGAACCUCAAGGAGAAGCUGCAGCUGAAGGAGCCGCAACAGAACCCAAAGAAGUGGGAUUAUGCGCCCAAGUCGACUCCGCCAAACGCCAGCGAUGAGUCGCCUGGCAUCGAUUCGCAGCCCAUCAUGCUGGACGCUGCCACUGCAUCUGAAGGGGGACACGACCAGGAAGCAGCGCGGGCGGAAAGCGUUCAGCGAGACAGUAUCGCUCCGGGUGACGAGCUGUCUGAGAUGAUUGACAUGAUGCAAGAGUUCAAAGACCUUCCUCUGGACCAUGACGACGAAGACGAGACGACCACGGCAGCUGUGCCCGAGUCGGGCUCAGACAAUGACCAGGAAUCUCAGCGCAAAGCCCCCGCCACCAAGAAAGCAAGCGCUGGGGCCUUUGAAGAGCGCUUCGCGUGCGCCCGCUCCGGGCCUCUCGACGCGCACACCGCCAACCCCAACGCGCGCACCGUGGAGGUGCUGCAGAGCAUGCUCGCCUACUACGAGCGCAUAAGCGACCAGUGGCGCGUGCUGGCGUACCGCAAGGCAAUUGCGACGCUGAAGCGGCAGCCGGUGCGCGUCGCCUCGGAGCAGGACGCACUGCGGCUGCCGGGCGUCGGGCCGCGGCUGGCGGCCAAGAUUGAGGAGAUUGCGACGACGGACCGCCUGCGCCGGCUGGAGUACGCGGAGCAGGAUGGGAGCGACGCCGUGCUGAAGCUGUUCCUGGGCAUCUACGGCGUGGGCCCGGCGCUGGCGGCGCAGUGGGCGGCGCGGGGGAUGCGAACGUUCGAGGACGUGCAGAGCCAGGUGCGGCUGACGCCCGGGCAGAAGAUGGGCAUGGAGCGGUACCGAGACCUGAACACCAAGAUUCCGAGGGACGAGGUGGAGGCGCUGGCACAGGUGGUGCGGGACGCAGCGGCCCAGGUCGACGGCGCCGUGGAGCUGACCGUCGGGGGAAGCUAUCGCCGCGGCGCGCCAGCCUCGAGCGACGUCGACUUCAUCGUCACCAAGGCCAACACGGCGAGCGAGGCAGAGCUCGUGCCGUUUCUGCGCGAACUGGUCAGCCGACUACAGGCAUGCCAGUUUCUCGUCGCCACGCUCGCCGCCGACGGCAACAUCUGGCAGGGGUGCUGCGUGCUUCCUCGCGGCAGCGGGGUGUGGCGGCGGGUUGACUUUUUGCUGGUGCCGGCAACGCAGAUGGGCGCGGCGCUGAUUUACUUUACGGGGGACGAUGUUUUCAAUCGGAGCUUGAGGUUGCUGGCGCAGAAAAAGGGCAUGAAGCUGAACCAGAGGGGCCUGUACAGGAGGGUUGGCGGAAGGGAGCUGCGGACGACGGAGGAGGAUCUGAUUGAGGGAGCGAGCGAGAGGAGGAUAUUUGAGAUUUUGGGAGUGAGCUGGCGGGAGCCGACGCAGCGGUGGUGCUGA
Akanthomyces muscarius is the source of this 2400-nucleotide messenger RNA. RefSeq lists its product as uncharacterized. The record is from RefSeq and is a predicted model, not a curated record. NCBI's taxonomy places the organism in Eukaryota, Fungi, Ascomycota, Sordariomycetes, Hypocreales, Cordycipitaceae. The transcript has a single exon. The coding region runs from base 1 to 2400 and encodes 799 amino acids. Gene Ontology annotation, molecular function: DNA-directed DNA polymerase activity; DNA binding. Gene Ontology annotation, biological process: double-strand break repair via nonhomologous end joining. Gene Ontology annotation, cellular component: nucleus.